UGUUUCUCUUUAUCGAAUUGUCUCAAACAAGCAUUUAUAUUGGUCAAUGGAAGUCGCUCCCCGUGGCAGACGCUUUCAACCGCAACCCUCACCAACAACUUCCGCCCCACCCACCGACAACCACCUCCGAUCACGAUGCCGUACUUCGGGCUUCGAGGCACGAAGCUCAAUUAUGCCGUGAGCAUAAUUGCCGGCAUUGACUUUUUAUUAUUCGGAUUUGAUCAAGGAGUCACCGGGGGCAUUUUGACCAUGGAACAGUUCUUGACGGUGUUCCCGCAAGUAUGGCCAGAGCAUCCGAGCAUCACAGAUCCUGCUGAGUCUUCCUACCGCUCUACAGUUCAAGGCAUUACCGUGGCUUCAUACAAUCUCGGCUGCUUCCUUGGCGCCUGCAUAACCAUCUUUAUCGGCAACCCACUUGGCCGUCGCCGAAUGAUCAUGCUCGGCACGUCAAUCAUGGUCGUCGGAGCCAUCAUCCAAGCCUCGGCUACCACCAUGGAGCAGCUAAUCAUUGGACGUAUUAUUACUGGUCUUGGAAACGGCGGUAAUACCUCGACCGUGCCUACUUGGCAGUCUGAGACGAGCCAUGCCCACAACCGCGGAAAAUUGGUCAUGAUUGAAGGUGCCCUGAUUACCUGUGGAGUUAUGAUCUCUUAUUGGGUCGACCUCGGAUUUAGCUUCGUGCAAAGCUCCGCGGCCUGGCGCACUCCUCUCGCCUUCCAGCUCAUUUUCUGCAUUCCCAUCCUUGCUACGAUCUGGAACCUCCCAGAGUCACCGCGGUGGCUUGUGCUCAAGCAAAGGGACGAUGAGGCCAAGGAGGUCCUCUCUUUGCUGAACGAUGUAGAUAUUUCGGACAAAAUCGUCCAGGACGAGUAUAUCGCCAUUCGAGAAACGGUGGCUGAAAUGGCCAAGGGCAGGUUCUCUGAUCUCUUCUCCAACGACAUGGAUCGAAACUUUCACCGCAGCAUGCUGGCAUACUGGAGCCAGGUUUUCCAACAGAUUUCCGGAAUCAACCUUAUCACAUACUACGCGCCCGUUAUUUACAGAAACCUUGGCAUCUCUCCUUUCUUGUCACUCCUACUCGGAGCACUCAACGGCACAGAAUACUUCCUCGCCAGCUGGCCAGCAGUUUUCCUCGUGGAGCGAGUUGGUCGCCGCAAGCUCAUGUUGUUCGGUAGUAUUGGACAGGCUGCCACGAUGGCCAUUCUCGCGGGUGUCAACUCGAAACCAGAGAACGCUGCAUGCCAGAUUGCAGCAAUUGUGUUCCUCUUCGUUUUUAACACGUUCUUCGCCAUCGGAUGGCUUGGCAUGUCGUGGCUAUAUCCGACCGAGGUCCUGACCACCAGGAUCAGAGCUCCAGCCAAUGCGCUGAGCACGUCAGCGAACUGGAUUUUCAAUUUUCUGAUUGUCAUGGUGACCCCGGUAUCAUUUGCGAGUAUUGGCUACCAGACAUACACUGUCUUUGCUGUAAUCAACGCCGCCAUCGUCCCGUGCAUUUACCUGUUCUACCCGGAGACUGCUGGACGGUCGCUCGAGGAGAUGGACGCCAUUUUCCACAAGACUCAAGGCAAAAAGGGAUACUUCGACGUCGUGCGUAUCGCACGCGAGGAGCCCCGACGCUACGGCAAGCACGGCGAACUGCUCAUCGCAUACGAGGAGACCGAGGAGCACAAGAAGCACUUGUCUCAUGGAGGCGGCGACGUUGGUGCCGAGCACCGCGAGAACAUCGGAGGCGCUGGCCAUCAUGGCCGCAACGACAGCCCAAGCGAGCACAGCUCUGACGGGGUUGUGCGGUCGCAUCACAGCCAGGUGUGAGAUAAAUUUGGGCACUUGGAAAGAGUGACCUGUCCAGCUGCACUUUCGGGCGGUGGACGGGCUUCGAUGUGGAGGCAUAACGAGCAGGAUAUGUGCAUAUUCUUGAAGAGGAGAUGUUACUGGCCUCCUUGUACAUGUACGCUUGCAGUGCAAACCUGUGAUUUGACACAAGCUUUUCAUGUGAACUAUUUCCUGGUGACUGUUGAAACACGAGACAGUUGUGACCUGCACUAUAAUCGUUUUUU
Messenger RNA from Microdochium trichocladiopsis, 2057 nucleotides. Its product is annotated as general substrate transporter. The coding region runs from base 136 to 1812 and encodes 558 amino acids. Gene Ontology annotation, cellular component: membrane. The transcript is spliced from 7 exons. The record is from RefSeq and is a predicted model, not a curated record. Gene Ontology annotation, molecular function: carbohydrate:proton symporter activity. Gene Ontology annotation, biological process: carbohydrate transport; transmembrane transport. NCBI's taxonomy places the organism in Eukaryota, Fungi, Ascomycota, Sordariomycetes, Xylariales, Microdochiaceae.